UUUAGUACUCUCCCUCUCUCUCGCUCACACUCUCUCUCUCUCGUUCUCUCUCUCAAACUUAAUAUUUAUAUAUCGUUCAGGGUGGUGCAGUGGAGUGGUCUUGGAACAUGAUGGCAACACACGGUUUUGGGAUAUUUUUUGGAGUCGUAACUGUUCUCGGGACUUUGAUGGUUCAGGUGCAGUGUAAUGAGGAGUCCAAGCUGAUCAGCGACUUGUUCAGUGGCUACAACAAGAAUAUCCGCCCAGUGGUUCAUCCUGAAGACACGCUGCAGAUUCAGAUCAAGCUGACCCUCACUAAUCUCAUCUCCCUGAAUGAAAAGGAGGAGACGCUUACGACUAAUGUGUGGAUUGAGAUUCAAUGGACUGAUUAUCGCUUAACCUGGAACGAAUCUCACUAUUAUGGCAUCGGUGUUAUUCGUGUUCCGUGCAAAACUGUUUGGCUCCCUGACAUUGUCCUGGAGAACAACAUUGAUGGCAAGUUUGAUGUGGCUUACUACGCCAAUGUGUUGAUCAGCAGCAACGGUUGGAUGUACUGGCUGCCUCCUGCUAUCUAUCGCAGCACUUGUUCCAUUGAGAUCACCUACUUCCCAUUUGAUUAUCAAAACUGCACGCUAGCAUUCAGAUCCCAGACGUACAGCGCCAAUGAAGUGGACCUCAUCUUGGCUGUCGGAGAGACAGGCGAAACUAUUGAGUGGGUGGACAUCGACCCCGAGGCUUUCACGGAGAAUGGCGAGUGGGCCAUCGUCCAUCGUCCAGGCAGGAAGAUAAUCAACACACGGUACACCAAAGAUGACCUUGAGUAUCAGGAGAUCUUGUUCAAUCUGGUCAUCCAAAGAAAGCCCCUCUUCUACGUCGUCAACAUCAUCCUGCCCUGCUCCCUCGUCUCCUCGUUGGUGGUGCUGGCCUACUUCCUACCUGCACAAGCCGGGGGACAAAAGUUGACCGUAUCCAUCUCUGUCUUGCUGGCUCAGACUGUCUUCCUCUUUCUUAUUGGCCAGAGGAUCCCUGAGACAUCGCUCUCGGUGCCUCUCAUCGGCAAGUACCUGAUCUUUGUAAUGUCUGUCACUACUCUCAUUGCCACGAAUCAAAUAGUGGUGCUGAACAUCUCCCUGCGUAGCCCCAGCACUCAUACCAUGUCUAAGACCAUCAAACAUGUGUUUCUGGAAAUGGUACCUCGCUUCCUGGGCAUGGCCCCACUGGUGGAUGACAGUGAGGUGACAACCGAGGUGAACGGAGUGAGGGAGCGGCGGCGCAGCUCCUUUGGCCUCAUGCAGAGAGCAGAGGAAUAUGUACUGAAGCAACCUCGCAGUGAAAUGAUGUUUGACAAACAAAGAGAGAAGCACGGUCUCACACGAUCCAUUGUGGAUAAUAUGGAUAUCAGCAGCACCGCUAACCUGUAUAAGAGUUUGGCCCAAGCUGCACCCGAGAUCAAGCAAUGUGUGGAUGCCUGCAACUUCAUUGCUGAGAGUAUGAGACAACAAAAUACCAUCGGAUCUGAAAUUGAAUGCUGGAUACUGAUUGGGAAGAUGAUCGACAAGGUGUGUUUCUGGGCUGCCAUUCUCCUCUUCAUCACCGGCACAGUGUGGAUCUUCUUAACGGGACACUUCAAUCGGGCGCCUGAGUUCCCGUUUCCGGGACAGACCAAAAAAUAUGUUCCGAGUUAAAGAAACAAAAACAUUAAUAAAACAAUACCCUUUUGCUAUGAUGAAACCUUUCAAAGGGUCAUUGUGCCUCACGCUGUCUGUAAGGCUGAGAGGUCUUGCUUACUGAGUCCCGGGCUCAAAUUCAGGGUUGAGUUAGCAGGCUUUAACGACAAAUCUGUCUGUGUUCAUGUUCACAGCUCAGACUUCUCUUUGUGAACACUUGUCAGGCAGCUGAGGGUUUCAUUCAAACCUUCAACUUAAGUUAGAACCAAGUUCUUCAUUUAGUGUAAGUUCUUUGGAUUAAAAAGGAGGAACAGAUCUAGUUAGAAAUAGUGAUAUUUUAAAUCAUGAUCACCAUCAUCAUUACCUAAUACAAUUCAUUUUUGUUUUGUGGUAUAAAAGACUUGGUUUAAGCAAGUUCAGACUUCAGGUCAGAGAUGCUGAAGGUGGUUUCAUCACCAUGCAGAGAAGUUAUUUCUGUUGAGGAAAAUAAUGUGUCAUACCAAAGCUAUGACGGCAUUAAGUACUGUAUUGCAUGGAUCCAUACGCUCUGUGUAGAACUGGAUUCAUAAAUAGCAAUAAAGAAGGUUCUUUAACUGAUUACCUAUUUUAUUUAUCCGUGAUGUGCAGAAGUUUUCAAUCGUUCAUGGGAUUUUAAGAAUCAUUCAUGUAUCACACUGAAAAAUGUAUUCGAUAAAGUCUGGAGAACUUUCCCUACAUGUACUAUGUCUUAUAUGUAGAGAACCUGUAUGUAACUUGAGCCAUCCAACUCUGAAUCAAAGCCUUAUUCUUGUUACUAUGACUUAUUUAUUAGACGUAUUUUUAAGGGUAGGUGGCUUGGAGGGACAUUGUCUUGAUUCAUUGUGCCAUGUUUUUUUUAAUAAACAUUGUAUUGUGUGCAUUGUGA
Pseudoliparis swirei is the source of this 2550-nucleotide messenger RNA. RefSeq names its product cholinergic receptor, nicotinic, epsilon (gene chrne). The record is from RefSeq and is a predicted model, not a curated record. Gene Ontology annotation, cellular component: synapse; neuron projection; postsynaptic membrane. Gene Ontology annotation, molecular function: transmembrane signaling receptor activity; acetylcholine-gated monoatomic cation-selective channel activity. The transcript has 12 exons. Gene Ontology annotation, biological process: nervous system process; monoatomic ion transmembrane transport; signal transduction. Bases 108 to 1664 code for a protein of 518 amino acids. Lineage: Eukaryota; Metazoa; Chordata; Actinopteri; Perciformes; Liparidae.